This is a messenger RNA of Heterostelium album PN500, 666 nucleotides long. RefSeq lists its product as uncharacterized. The transcript has 2 exons. Lineage: Eukaryota; Evosea; Eumycetozoa; Acytosteliales; Acytosteliaceae. The record is from RefSeq and is a predicted model, not a curated record. The coding region runs from base 1 to 666 and encodes 221 amino acids.
AUGUCUAGUUCACCAAUUUCAGGACCACCAUCUAUUAUAAAUACACCAUCGAUGACGAUAACAUCAACAUCAACACUAUCACAACAACCAUCAGCACCACAAUUGCAAGAUUUACAAUAUCAAUCACAAAUCAACAGUCCCUACUCACAUUUGGCACCUAAACCAACAGGCGGUCCAUUGCCACCACCAUCAUCAAAAGAUUACCCAUCGAUGUUCUACCCACAGCAAUCACAACUACCACCACAACAAACAACACAACCAUUACAAUAUAUGCCACAGCCAAAUGGUGCAGGCUACUAUCACUACCCACCACGACCAUCGACCUACAUGUUUGGUCAACCAAUCUAUCAGAACUCACCCUAUCAAUACCCAAUGCAACAACCACUUCCACCACAACCAUCGAGUUACUUCUACAACUAUCCAUUGGCAUCCUCACAACAACAACCACAACCAAUGAUGUCAUCGACCAUUGGCUCACCUAUCACCAUCACGACAACAGCCAAUCCCAAUGGAAAGGUUCCACUGCAAACCAAGAAUUCGAUUCCACCCGAAUUCCAACAUAUAUUACUACACACCAAUCUCACUGACUCUGAAAUAUCAUCACAUUCAUUUGCACAAGUCAAACGUCAAGUUGGUACCAUCAACAAAGGUUUAAAGAUUAAAUAA